Alligator sinensis (Chinese alligator) is the source of this 2897-nucleotide messenger RNA. It is a transcript of the gene B4GAT1, whose product is annotated as beta-1,4-glucuronyltransferase 1. Gene Ontology annotation, molecular function: glucuronosyltransferase activity. The transcript has 2 exons. The record is from RefSeq and is a predicted model, not a curated record. The annotation marks the transcript as partial. Lineage: Eukaryota; Metazoa; Chordata; Crocodylia; Alligatoridae.
CACGCCCACCUUGUCUGCCCCGCCGGCCACCUGGCCGCCCUGCCAGACCUGCCCGACCCGGGGGAGUUUGCCCGGCUGCGCAGCUGCGCCGAGGUCCACGCCAAGCUGGCAGCAGCCGGGCGAGGCGAGACCAACUAUGCGCUGCCCAACGCCUCCUACCCCAACAACCUCCUCCGCAACGUGGCGAGGGGGGCAGCAGCUGGUGGCUAUGCCCUAGUGCUGGACAUCGACAUGGUGCCCAGCCGCGGGCUGCGCCCAGCCUUCCUGGCUCUGCUGGGUGCCCCCGGGGGCAUCCCAGGCCCCACUGGGGUUUUCGUGCUCCCAGCCUUUGAGAUCCAGGAGGGUCUGCGGCCACCUGGCACCAAGCAGGAGCUGCUGGCCAUGUACCAGGCUGGGGAGGCGCGGGGUUUCUAUGCGGAGCUGUGCCCACGCUGCCAGGCACCCACCGACUACCCGCGUUGGCUGGGGCUGCCGCCGGCGGGCACCCUGAGUGUCACCUACACGGUCGCCUGGAGGGACCCCUGGGAGCCCUUCUACCUGGGGCCGGCCGCUGCACCCACCUUCGACGAGAGGUUUCGGCAGUACGGAUUCAACCGCAUCAGCCAGGCCUGCGAGCUGCACGUGGCCGGCUACGAGUUCUGGGUGCUGAACGAGGCCUUCGUGGUGCACAAGGGCUUCAAGCUGCCCAGCGACUUCCACCCCCAGAAGGACGCAGAGAAUCGCCGUAACCGGGAGCUCUUCCGCCAGUUCAAGCAGGACCUGAAGGCCAAGUACCCCAGCUCCCCCCGUCGCUGUUGAUGGAUGGUGUGGCCCAACCCAGGAUCCCCCUGCCACUUCUGACAGAUGGUAUGACCCAGCCUGGGCUACCCCUGGCACUCCUGAUGGAUGGUAUAGCCCAGCCCUGGCUCUCUCCACUGCUCCUGAGGGAUGGUGUGGCUUCCCCCUGCCAGGGCUCAUGGGUUUGACCCAGCCUGGACACCCCCCACGCCCCAUGGAUGUUGACGGAUGGUAUAAUCCAACUGGGUUUCCCUCCCUGCUGGGACAGAUGGAACAACCCAGCCUGGCUCCCCCCUGCUGGAACUGAUGGGUGGACUAACCCAAAUGUAGUUUCCCCCCCCCCUCCUGCUGAUGGAUGGUAUGACCCAGCUGUUCUCUCCCCCUCCCCCAUGGCAGUGCUGAAGGAUAAGGAUGCCUGGGUUUUGUGUGUGCCUCAGUUUCCCCUGCCCUGGAACAAUAAAGGGGGCCGGGCCACCCUUUGCCUUGUGUGGGUCCUUCCUUGGAGCAGGGCAGCUCCUGGGGUGUUGCUGGGAGAGGGGCUAUGUGUCUCCAUGGCAACACAGCUCUGGGUACCUUGCUGAUGUCACAGCUGAGUGCCAUGGCAGCUAGACUGGCAAGCCAGCAGGCCUGUCGCCAUGUCCAUGCCAUGAGGGUUUUGGGUAGUGAGUAACAAGUUGGGAGACCUUGUUGCUACAGCAGCCUGAUGUCAUGGCUACUUGGUGAUGGCUUGGUGCCCUGGAGCCAGGGUAGCGCUACAGUCCAGUUGCCAUGGUGACAGGGCAAAGCAGGUGCCCUGGCAAUGCUAAAGCUAGGUGUCAUGACAAUGGGAGAUGGUGUCAUGGUGACGUCAUGGCUUGGCAUCAGGGCAACAAUGCAGCUAAUGCCAUGGCAACAGCACAAGCAGCUGCCAUGCUAUAGGCACGAUGGGUUGCCAUGGCAACAUUGAACCUGGGUGCCACGGCAGUGAUGGGAGUGGGUGCCAUGGUGAUGUUGCUAUUGAGGGUGACAUCAUGGGUACAGUGGGAAUGCCAUGUUCAGGUGCCAUGGCAAAAGAGGGGCUGGGUGCCAUGGUAACAGUACCUGUGAGGGCAGUGAUGUUGCCAUGGCCCCUGCUCCUGACAACAGUUAGGAGCCCUAAUGGAGUCACAAUCAUCAUAGGGACCUGGGCUGCACCACUACUGUCCUGGGGGGUGGCUCUCCCCCCCCCACCCCCCACUUUUCAUCUGAUGCUUGGUCCCGUCCCCACUGAUGCAUAUGAGGGUUGGGUGAGACCAUUCCGAUGGGGGGGGCACAGAAUGGCAUCUAGGCUAACCCAUGGGGGGUGCUAAUAUUGCCUGGUUUUGAAAAUCCACUGAAGGAAUGGGCCAAACCAUUAAUUGCACCUGGAGGGAAUGCACGGACCCUCCAAAGUACACCCAUGGGGAAUGGGGGGUGGGGGGGGGGGAGGAGAGCGUCCCCUGUUGGCAGCGGCCUGUGGUACGUUUCCUUAGACACGGGGGGGAGUGGGACAGACCAUGUUAGGGGGUGUUGACUCCGAGCUGGGUUGGACUGUACCAUUCCUGCAAAUAUGCAGCUGUACAUAAAGUGAUGGCUAGUGGUUAGAGCAAGAGGUGGGAUGGGGGCUGGGAGCCGGGACGGCUGGGUUCCCUGCAGCUGUGCGGGACGAGCAGGGGGAGCUGCUGACCCUUCAAAACCACUGAAGAAGGGGAUUUAGACACCGGGAAGAAACAGCUCUUUGGGGUCGAGGGGGCGGAGAUGCCCACAGCAGGUGGAGGGGCAUGACUCCGUCCCCCCCGCGCAUGCGUAACGCAGCCCCUCCCCCAUUUAAGGACCUGCCCAUAUAAGGCUGCGAGCACCGCCCCCUGCCAAGCACCGCCCUUCGCGGCCUCCGUGCCUUAUUAGGGCAUUACGGUGCAGGGGGGCGGGGCCAGGACGAGGACGAGGAACCCCCGAGUCCGGCCUCCCCAGAACAGAAAGGAGAGAAGCCAGGCGCUCGGGCCGUCUCACCCAGCAUCCUUUGGACCCAGGCAUCCAGGCUAAGGCUGGAGCGGCUUGUACGGCUGGAACUACAUCCCCCAGGAUGCGCGGCGCCCCACCCAUCCCAGCCCGCCAUCUUGCCC